Miniopterus natalensis is the source of this 2652-nucleotide messenger RNA. It is a transcript of the gene CHN2, whose product is annotated as chimerin 2. Lineage: Eukaryota; Metazoa; Chordata; Mammalia; Chiroptera; Miniopteridae. The record is from RefSeq and is a predicted model, not a curated record. Gene Ontology annotation, molecular function: GTPase activator activity. Gene Ontology annotation, biological process: signal transduction; positive regulation of GTPase activity.
AUGUUCUCCCAGGAACUGUGGCUGGACAGUGAGAAAAAGUGUGCUGUGGUCCGGAAGCCCAAGCAGGGCAGGAAACGGCAGGAGCUGCUGGCCGUGGCCUUGGGGGUGAAGGUGGGAGUCAAAGGCGGCUUUCUGUGGCCCCCUCUCAAACUCUUUGCCUGUCCACAGAUCUCCUCCCUGGUCAGGAGGGCCGUCCUCACGCACAACGACAACCACUUCAACUAUGAGAAGACGCACAACUUCAAGGUCCACACUUUUCGAGGCCCCCACUGGUGUGAAUACUGUGCCAAUUUCAUGUGGGGGCUCAUCGCCCAAGGGGUCCGGUGCUCAGACUGUGGGUUGAACGUACACAAACAGUGUUCCAAGCACGUUCCCAACGACUGUCAGCCUGAUCUCAAGAGAAUCAAGAAGGUGUACUGCUGUGACCUCACGACCCUGGUGAAGGCUCACAACACCCAGAGGCCCAUGGUGGUGGACAUAUGCAUCCGGGAGAUCGAGGCCAGAGGAUUAAAGUCUGAAGGCCUCUACAGAGUCUCCGGGUUCACGGAGCACAUCGAAGACGUCAAAAUGGCAUUUGAUAGAGAUGGUGAGAAAGUAGACAUAUCUGCCAACAUCUAUCCAGACAUAAACAUCAUCACCGGAGCCCUUAAACUGUAUUUCAGAGACUUACCCAUUCCUGUCAUCACCUACGACACCUAUUCCAAGUUUAUAGAAGCAGCAAAAAUCGCCAACGCGGACGAGAGGCUGGAAGCAGUCCACGAGGUGCUGAUGAUGCUGCCUCCCGCCCACUACGAGACCCUCCGGUACCUGAUGAUCCACCUCAAGAAGGUGACUAUGAAUGAAAAGGACAAUUUCAUGAACGCUGAGAAUCUGGGGAUCGUCUUCGGGCCCACCCUGAUGAGGCCCCCUGAGGACAGCAUGCUCACCACCCUCCACGACAUGCGGUACCAAAAGCUAAUUGUGCAGAUUUUAAUAGAAAAUGAAGAUGUGUUGUUUUAAUCCACAAGGGAAAUGAGCUGAAUGGCUGCAGCCCCAUGGAAGUUCCAAAGGCUAAAGGAAUAAAAACUUUUCUUACACUUGAUUUGUUUUCCAAACCAGCGACAGAAUUUCCUGGACCGCAGGUGCAUGGCCAAGUCGGCUACUGUGUCGCACAGACGCUCGCUUCCUUCACGUGAGAGCCGCGAGGGCGAGGGUCAGAAAAGGCCCUCCCCUGGGGUCUCUGCCGUGCCUCGUGUGUACGUCUGUUUGGCUGAAAGAGUGAUUAAAAAAAUCUUUCUUUAACUUAUUAAAAACCAAUGUAGACCUUUAAACUUCAGUCUUAUCCGUGAUAAAAGGGAAUUCCAUUCAUAGAGGUACUUGAUACAGUUAUACAUUUUCCACUUACAAAAAAGAAGACAAUUCUAUAUGUUAAAUGUUAAAGGAAACUUAUAUUGUAAGAUGUAUUUUUAUUUGAGCUGCAAGAAUGUUACUUUAUUUUAGCAAAUAGAACUCAAUGCAGUGCAUUGAUUAUUCCCCUGUGUACCUUGUCCUGCCUUCUUGCUGUGAUUGCUGGAACAGUUUACCAUGAAUGCAGUAUUAUCUUGACAUACCUCUGUCCUUCUCAGAGCUUCCCUAUGAAAUUUCACCUGCCACCUGGGUCCCGCCCUGCUUUUGACCGUUUCUGCUGUUAAGCAUUGGCCUUUUGCUAUCGUAUGGUAUAUGUUUAUAGCAAUUGUAGAGUGGUCUGAGACAUCUACACACUUUCUUCCCAUAAACAUUUGGUAAAGUCCCAAAGCCUGUUUGGAAUUGGUCACAGUCUUUCUGUAUCACGUGUGCACAUCCCAGAACAUGCAGAGCGUGGUCACUUUCCAUCAAAUUUGGGAACACCAGGUGUACCUGUACCUGGGCUGUAUACAAAGUUAGCGUUUUUUCUCUUUUCUUUCCAGGCAAGCACUCUGACUUCAUCUGCUAACACCAAAUUGUAGUUUUGCCACAUUUCUGUAUUGAUGAGAAGCAAAUCUGCAGAAUAAUUGGCUUUUUUUCAUUUUUGUUUUAUAAACAAGCCUAUUUUUUAAAAGUAAGAAUGAACAAGUUUGGUUUUGAUGAAUAUUUGUUCCUCUUUGAUAAAAGUAGCCCUGUAUGGAUAAUAAUUUAAUAUGAUUUUAUUACCACAGUCCUGACUGGUUCUAUUUAUCUUAGCAUGAGCUUUUCACACCGAGAUUUCUAUAUUUUGUAACAUAGGUAAAAUAUUUAAAACAUCAAAAACUGUAAAUCUAGAUUUUUUUUUUUUCUCCAGUCCACCUGCAAUGUCUUUUCCUCUGAUUGUCUGAGAUGAUUUAUAUGAUUACUCACUAGUCUUGUUUUGGAGCAACCAGAAGAAAAUUACUGUGAUAAGGGAGCUGGAAGGAGUAGACAGUGCAGUUGUCCCGGGAAGUCCCAAGGGCUCCGCUGAUGGACUUUAUUGGCUGGUGGGGGUCAAGCACUUGUGCUUGGGCCCUGCUCUCCUGGUUCCUCCCAGCUGUACAGGUUGGUUCGCUGUAGCUUAUGUCCUUCUUGAUACUGUCAAAAAUUAUCCGGAAAUGGUUUUAUUUUGUGAAGUGAGCAAUACUUUGUAAUUUAUGAUGGUGUAAAUGGAAGGAAAGGCAUUAAAUGUAUGAAAUUCUCUGUCUAUCA